CAGGAGAUGCGACUAGUGUAGGCGAGGCAGUGGGGUAUGAAUUGGCCUGGCCCAAAAAUCUUGUGUUGGUUAACGAUGAGGGAGCUUCAAAACAUCUGCCAAAACAAGCCAACAAGAGGGCUCCGGAGCAUGUUCAAGUGAGUGCCAAUGAGGCAACUUCAAAAAAUGUUGAUUCGGACAAGUAUUUGGAGUCUAUUCAGCUUUUUGCUUCAUAUGCUGCGAUUAUGGAGUAUGAAGAUACCAUGCUCAUUAUACUAGAGAAGGGCAUAUUUGGUGUCGAGCUUGAGUUUUCACUUACAAGAGAAGACAUGGAGUUCAUUUGUCAAUUUAAAGAAUUAUCUAUCUCAUGCAUAAUGUUGUAUAUCAAUUAUCUUCAUGUGGCUAUGAAGGAAACCUAUUUGGAUACUAGAUUUCUAUUCUUUAACCCCUCCAUCAUCAGUGGAAAAUUCAAGGCUGGGGAAGUCUCAAAAGCAACGAUGCUGUCAAAUAGACUACAGGAAGCCAAGGCUGGCCAACUAGUUUUUGUUCCUUACAAUUUGGAGUAACAUUGGAUGUUGGCUGUCAUUGACUUGUCUUCUGCUAUAAUAUAUUACUUUGACUCAAUUUAUAGUAAGAUCAAUGUUAACCUUCAACUCAUCAUAGAAACGUAAGUUAUUUGACUUCUUACAAUCUACUAAGAUUUUUGUUUCUUCGACUGAUUAUAAUAAGAAAAAAUUUCUUCAUGAAGUGCACUCAAAAUUUAUGAUUCCAGCAAAGGAAACAGAAGGAGAAAUCCUGGUUGGAAAGUCGUUAAGUGCUCGUAACAACCAACUGAGGUGGAAUGUGGAUUUUACUUGAUGAGGUUCAUGAAAGAUGUGAUAAAAGACCCAAGCAUCUUAAGCAAUCGGGAUUUUGGCGGGAAAAUGAUUUACACGAAGACCGAAAUUGAUGAAACACGUGUUGAAUGGAUAAACUGCGUCUUCAGCAGGUCGCAAUCAGCUCGUUCACGAUAGAUUUUGUUGGUGUUGCUGCAGUAUGGUGAUGUUUAUUG
Molecule: messenger RNA, 1030 nt
Organism: Rhododendron vialii
Lineage: Eukaryota; Viridiplantae; Streptophyta; Magnoliopsida; Ericales; Ericaceae
Exons: 9
Coding region: 225-545 (106 amino acids)
Source: RefSeq, a predicted model, not a curated record